Molecule: messenger RNA, 1134 nt
Organism: Sordaria macrospora k-hell
Lineage: Eukaryota; Fungi; Ascomycota; Sordariomycetes; Sordariales; Sordariaceae
Source: RefSeq, a predicted model, not a curated record
AUGGACUACGACGAUGAUGCUCCGCCGGAUCUCAUCGAGACUACCGAGGUCGCAAAUGAGGAGGAGGAGAAGCCAGUCAAGGUUCCAAUCACCAUAGUAACAGGCUACCUUGGAGCGGGGAAGACCACCCUUUUGAACUAUAUCUUGACUGCCCAACAUGGAAAGAAAAUUGCCGUCAUCAUGAACGCUUUGGACAUUGAAAAAUCUCUCACCGUAAAUAAGGACGGGGAGUCGGUCGAAGAAUGGAUGGAAGUUGGCAAUGGCUGCAUCUGCUGUUCGGUGAAAGACACCGGCGUGAACGCCAUCGAGUCCCUUAUGGAGAAGAAGGGAAAGUUCGACUACAUCUUGCUCGAAACAACCGGACUUGCUGACCCGGGGAACCUGGCCCCUCUCUUCUGGAUGGAUGAUGGAUUGGGAAGCACAAUUUAUCUCGACGGCAUUGUGACAUUGGUGGACGCCAAGAACAUCUUGCGAAGCUUGGAUGAUCCAACUGGCAAGGUUGAGGGAGAUGAAGAGAGUGAUGAACACGGACACGGGCCAGUCAUGACGACCGCUCAUGUCCAGAUUUCACACGCUGAUGUCAUCGUAAUCAACAAGUCAGACUUGGUGAGCGGGGGCGAGCUGCAGGCUGUUCAGGACAGGAUCACGUCCAUCAACGGGCUCGCCAAGAUCCACAUCACCAAGCAGAGUGUGGUUCCGGAGUUAGAAGGCUUCUUGCUCGACCUGCACGCUUACGACCGCGUGGAGGAACUGGACAAGGCAAGUCUGGGCCACAGCCAUCUCGACAAGACAAUAUCCACAUUAUCUAUUCCGCUACCGACCCUGACAUCAGGUCAAGUAGAAAAGCUGGAUGCUUGGCUGAGGUGGGUUCUCUGGGAGAGUGUUCUUCCUGGAUAUGAGCACGCUACUGGCACGCCAGAUUUCGAAAUCCAUCGAUUGAAGGGUCGGUUAGUGCUCGAGGAUGGCAGCGAGAAGAUGGUACAGGGAGUAAGGGAGAUUUUUGAGAUUUUUGAUAGCCCAGACAAGAGUGAGGGUCAAAUCAUGGGAAAACUCGUGGUGAUCGGGCGUCACUUGGUCGAUUUCGACUUCCCUGCAAGCCUUGAGCAAACUCUUGGUCUUGCGCAAAGCAACUAA